AUGUUUGCCAGUCUUAAAACCACAUUCGCCCCCUCUACCAUUCCUUCUGUGCUCCUUGUUAUUGGCAAUCUUGGUUCCACACAGUUUGCCAAAAUCGAAGUUCUUCAUCUCCUACCCGAGAACGGCACCAUUGAGCGCUUUGGCCUUGCAACCCAUUCUUCCUCCUCCACCUUCCACCAUCGCGGGGCCAAAGAGCAGGCGCGUGAACAUAUUGGCACGGUUACACUUCACGUUGGAGAUGGUGGGGCUCCCGACAGCUUCCUCGACGCCGUCGAGACAAGCAUCCGUAAGCUGCGGAAUGACCCUAGCCAAUUCCUCAAGAGACCUGGGCCUCUCUACCCAACCUCCCUCCGCUCAGGGUCAACCGUUCCAGCCGUUGGACGCCGGUUCUUUGCCCAUUCUCCCUCUACCAUCCUCAAGCUUGGCACUCACGAUGGCGAAGGCAACAUGACCGCGCUCGCCCAUUCCAUCCUGGGCUCCUGUGUCCCGCGCAUUAUUUGCAUUGUCAAAAUUCCGAUAAUAACCUGCGACGCUUCGACGCCCAGUCGCACCCAACAUGGCCUUGUCCUCACUCACCAGCUGGGCACGCCGCUAGUCGAGCUCUGGCCCUCACUCACCCCUCCGCAGCGCCAGACCGUUAAGACGGAUCUCUGUCGUCUUCUCGUGCGUAUGCGUAAGCAUCGCUUCUCUUACUACGGCCGGCCUAACCGGCAGCCGUACCUACUAUUCUCCGAAUUCGGCGUUGAGACAUACGACUGUUGCGCCUCCCGCUCAGAGUGGGACGAUUCGCGCGUCCGCGCGCUACAGGCUAAAGACCCUGACACGGAACGUACACUCGCCCUUGAGAGAGUUCAGCGUGACACGAACGGUGUAGAUGGUUGGGACCACCCUGUCCUCUCACAUGGGGGCUUAUCUGACCGGAACAUCCUCGUGGACCCCUCUACACUCGCAGUGACUGGCUUCCUAGACUGGGAGAUGGCUAACAUCAUGCCCGCGUACUUUGAAUACGUCGCAGCACGGCUGUCUGGUGGUCAUCAGCCCGAGUGGAGGAGAGAACUGUUAGAUGUGCUACGAUCAGUUCUACGCUUGGAAUCCGAUCCUAGGUGCCAGGAAGACAUGGAUGCCAUUAAUGUCGACGAAAGAGAGGAAGGAUACAAGAGGACGAUGGCGGCAUGGGAUGCUGUCGUCGAUGUUGAGAGAAUCGCGCAGGGAUACGAUGAUAACUGCAGAUGGACUUUUGAAACUGGUCUACCAGAUGUUUCACAAAACACUGGUUCUGUCUUGUAG
Molecule: messenger RNA, 1287 nt
Organism: Penicillium griseofulvum
Lineage: Eukaryota; Fungi; Ascomycota; Eurotiomycetes; Eurotiales; Aspergillaceae
Product: phosphotransferase family protein
Exons: 2
Coding region: 1-1287 (428 amino acids)
Source: RefSeq, a predicted model, not a curated record